This is a messenger RNA of Cavenderia fasciculata, 1194 nucleotides long. RefSeq lists its product as uncharacterized. NCBI's taxonomy places the organism in Eukaryota, Evosea, Eumycetozoa, Acytosteliales, Cavenderiaceae. The record is from RefSeq and is a predicted model, not a curated record. The coding region runs from base 1 to 1194 and encodes 397 amino acids. The transcript is spliced from 5 exons.
AUGUUGACAGGUGGUGUACCCAGAUUAAUUUGUUAUGCAUUGGAAUAUGUCCAUUCAAACACAGUAAACACUCUUGAAAGCAAGGAAUUAAUCAAACAUAUCAAUGAACGAGGAAAAAGCAACCAAUUCAUCCCAUUACUCAACGCCAAAUCUACAACAGAUCAACGAUUGAUGUAUCUUGAAUUGGUUAGACUUUUUAUCUUGAAUAUAAAGAUUCCAAUUUCUUGUACUCAAAAAAUUGAUCCACGCCAAUGGUUUAUAACUUCAGAGGAGUCAGAACAACCAAUCGAGUAUGUUUUUGCCGAUGUAAUUCAGUUUUAUCACAUAUAUAUAAAACCACAUCCAACAGAUCUAAAUAUAGCUUUCCUCAACUUUCCUAGAAUCACCAUCGAUCACCUACUAGGCACAAUCACUGACCCAAAAGAAAAGAGUAGGCUGAUGAUUGCAGAAGACUCGUUAUUCUCCAAAUCUAUCAGGAUCACCGGUGAAGCAUUGGAGAAAUCUUUAGCAAGUUCAGUCUGCCAAAGAAUUUUAGACGAAUCAGAAUUAAAUUUCCCCUUUCUUCAAGGUAUAAAGAUACAUAACAAAUAUGCUGAACAUGUGUUUAGAUUCUUCCCUAUUUUUACCAACAGAAAAGAUUUUGGCAGUUUUGACAUGAAAAUGGUGAACCACCUUAUGGAACAACCAUUAGAAGGAGACAAGGGAAUUAUGGUCCACACAAAUUCAUUUAAAGAUGUUUGGGGACAGGCCAAAGUGAAUACAUUGUAUAAAUGUGGCUCAAAGUCCGAAUCUUCUGAUUUUUAUAUCAAAUUGUCUCAAACAAAAGGUAAAGAAAUAAUAUUUGAUUCCAAGGAAAUUGCAACGUUUAUUUCUCCAUCAACACCCUUUCCAAAAAAACUUCUUGCUGGUAAAAAAGAAGAUGCAUCAAAAGAACAAAGUAAUCCCAGCAAAAAAAAGAGAAAACAAAGCGACGAAUCUCCACUUCCUCAUGUCCCAGAUAAUAUCGAUCUGGUUAUUCUGAAUGACGAUGGAUUAAAACUUCUGUUAGGCUUCCCAUUGUACGAAAAGCUGUGUAGUGGCCCCACUAGUUACCUUAUGGUUCAAGGUCCUCUCACAAACACUUCUUUAUCAACCGCAUCAACCCCAUCAAUCACAUCAACCACAUCAACCACAUCAGCCAUGUUCAUCAAUUAG